Molecule: messenger RNA, 1062 nt
Organism: Micromonas pusilla CCMP1545
Lineage: Eukaryota; Viridiplantae; Chlorophyta; Mamiellophyceae; Mamiellales; Mamiellaceae
Exons: 5
Coding region: 85-1062 (325 amino acids)
Molecular function (GO): DNA binding
Source: RefSeq, a predicted model, not a curated record
CGCGCAUCGCGACGUCGAGAACACGUCCUCACUGUCGUCUUCGAGCGCGCGUUGCCCCGUAAUCGCGGAGUAAUCUCUGAUCAGAUGGUCGACGCGUUCAACGCGAACUUUUCCCUCGACGGCCUCGGCCUCGAGCUCGGGCGAAGCCCCGGGUACGGCGGCCUAGACAUGCUCAUCCAAGACCAGUGGACCGUCGAGGACGACAAGCUCUUCGAGAACACGCUCGCGCAGUUCGGCGACCUCGACGGCGAAGACAGCUGGACGCAGUUCGGCGCGAACGUCCCCGGGAAGUCCAUGGUCGGCCUCAAGCGUCGCUUCAACCUCCUCCAGGAGGACAUCAAAAACAUCGAAUCCGGCCGCGUCCCGCUGCCGCACUACGACGCGAGAAACGACACCGCGCACCAACAGAUGAUGCAGCCCGCGCACCACGCGGUGCCCAUCGCGCAGGUUGCGCAGAGCAACCCCACCGGCAACGCGAAGGCUUCGAGCAAAGGGUCGAGCGGACACUCGCCGAAGAAGGGUGGAGGAUCCGGCGCCAACGCGAGCAAAAACGGCGCAAACGGCGCCAAAGCGAAGAGCGCGCCCGCGAAGACGACGGACCAGGAACGUCGCAAGGGGAUCCCGUGGACGGAGGAGGAGCACCGUCUGUUCCUCCUCGGGCUCGCGAAGUUUGGGAAGGGGGACUGGAGGUCCAUCUCACGGAAUUUCGUCAUCUCGCGGACGCCGACGCAAGUCGCGUCGCACGCGCAAAAGUACUUCAUCCGGCUCAACUCGAUGAACAAAAAAGACAAGCGUCGGUCGUCGAUUCACGACAUCACGUCCGUCAAGGGCAGCGGCAAGGGCGGCAACGCGAAAGGCGCUGCGAACAACGACGGCGGCGGCAGCAGCCACUCUGGGAGCGACGCGAGCGCCAACAUCGGCGGGACGAGCGCCGCGCUGCCGGUCGCCGCGCGAGGGGGGAUGGGACACGCCGGCGGCGGGUACUACGCCUCGGGGCCCGUGCCUGUCGGCUUCAUGCAGACGCCGGGGAUGUACGGCGUGAACGCUCACGGAGGGAUGUGA